Molecule: messenger RNA, 2347 nt
Organism: Python bivittatus (Burmese python)
Lineage: Eukaryota; Metazoa; Chordata; Lepidosauria; Squamata; Pythonidae
Source: RefSeq, a predicted model, not a curated record
AAACCCAACAUUCCCUCGUUUUCUUUCUUGCAGGAGACAACCGUUUCCGGAUGUUCUUUGAUGUGGUGGUGAUCCUUAUCUGUGUUCUAUCCUUCAUCUUGUGUUCCCGCUCAAUUAUCAGGGGGCUUCGACUGCAGCACGAGUUCAGCCAGUUCUUUCAGUGCCACUACAAUCAAAAUAUCUGUCUCUCUGACCGUAUGGAAUUUGUGAAUGGAUGGUACAUUUUGCUAGUGGUGAGCGACAUCCUUACGGUGUCUGGAACCAUAAUGAAAAUUGGGAUAGAGUCCAAGAACUUUGCCAACUAUGAUGUCUGCGGCAUCCUUCUGGGCACUUCCACACUCUUGGUCUGGGUCGGGGUCAUGUGCUACCUGAGUUUCUUUCAAAAAUACAAUAUUCUCAUUGUUACCAUGAGGGUUGCCUUUCCCAAUGUCAUCCGCUUCUGCUGCUGUGUGGUGGUGAUCUACCUGGGCUACUGCUUCUGUGGAUGGAUAGUCCUGGGACCCUAUCACGUCAAGUUCCGCACCCUCUCAAUGGUGUCCGAGUGCCUUUUCUCCCUCAUCAAUGGGGACGACAUGUUUGUGACGUUUGCCAGCAUGCAGCAGAGCAGCUACUUGGUGUGACUUUUCAGCCAACUGUACCUGUACACCUUCAUCAGCCUUUUCAUCUACAUGGUGCUCAGCCUCUUCAUUGCUCUCAUCACUGGGUCCUAUGAGACCAUCAAGCAUCAGUGUGAGGGGGACGCAUCUGUCACUCAGCUCCACGCCUACAUAGCCGAAUGCCAAGAUAGCCCCAAAUCUGGCAUGUUCCGCAAGGAAAACACCUCCUCGUGUUCUAUCUUCUGCUGCUGUGAACGAAGCCCCCUGCAGGAGAAUGUGCUGGUGGUGAACUGAGAACCUCAUGGGAACGAAAGGGGCUGCUCUGCUGCUUCCUGCUGGGCCGCCUGGAAGACAAAGUGGCCUGGAGGUGGACUACAGAAGGCGAACAGUGGUCUUUCUGUGGCAGAGGUUGGGAUCCGAGAGGUAGCAGCUCGUAGUGUGAGCUCUUUGUCUGUUCCCCAGAGAGCUGCAUAACGAGGUUUCUGGGGGAGAGGGAGGGAGAAUGGCUUUUUAAAUAACUCCGACUUUGUUGAAAUCACUAUUGUGGGUCCUACCUUUCUUCAGUUGGAUGAAACAUGGUUUGCAAAGCAAUCACCAUGAGGAACGCACAUCUUUUAAAAAAUAACUUUGUUUUAGAAGGAGAAAAAAGACUGGUAAAAAGGACAUGGCAGGAAUAAUCAAGGCAAAACUGUUGUGUUACUUCUGAAAUCCUCAAGGCACCCACACUUCCAGCAGGUGGGUGUUUCAGUGGAUCCAUUUGCCUCGGAAGGGACUGACCCAGGAGCAUUAUUCACUUCCUUUAAGCAAGAUCCAAAGGGCUAAACUCCUCCCUAGCGUAAAAGCUUCUCAUCUGAUUGGUAAUGAAGAGGGAAACAUCCAUGUCAAUAUCUGAAUGAGAGGCUGGCCCUGCUCCUUAUGGGUACCAGAAUUUGAACUGGAAACACUGCUCACUGUGGUGCUGAGGUGCCCCAAUGCCCAUCAUCCCCUGGAGUGCUCCCCGGUCUGGUUCUGACUCCCCCCCCCCUCCACAGGUGACUCUCAAAGCUUGUCUCGCCCUGAUGAAGUUGCUUUGAGCAGAUAAUCUCUCAGACGUACCAUUUCAUCCUUUUUUUCUUCUGUAUGAACUUUACAAAGUAACUCAUGAUCCAAAAGAGGAAAAGCAUUGGGGGAUUUUUCACUUCAGAAGCAGAAAUGUUUAGGAUUUGCCCUGUUGGACUUUUAUUGCAGGGAGGGAUUACUUGCAUCCUCCCACCACUGUAUGUUCCUGUCUAUUAAAUACACAAGUUGGUUUUAAAAGUCAGUCAAGUGACCCAAAUGAUGUUAAAUAAGGGCCGGUUGUUUUAAAACAGUAAUUUAAUAGAAUUAUAACAAAGAAUACAGCAUUAAUUUGAUUUUUUUUCCUGCUAGUAUAAUUUAUGAAGUACAGUUCUGGACUAUAGAAAUCAAUUAUUUAUAGCUAACAGUACUAUUCAAAUAAAUAACCAUGAGAAAACACAAAGAGGGAAAGCAGUUUAUUUUGGUUUUUAACCUUGAAUCCUAUGGCUGUUGUUAGUAGUUACAAAUAUAAUAUGUUUAGUAUCAAAAACUUAGCAACUGCAAAAUACCAGUUGGUUUUACAAUGUGGUCGAGUCUAUUCUAAAAAUGGUAUAUGGAUGUAUCUGUAUGGCUUCUGUACAAUUCAGUCCUUACUCCUGCCUUUGUUAUCUGGUAACUCCAUCCUUUGUGGUUGAAAGUACAAGCAGUUAAAGAUA